AUGGUAAUUCUCGUCACUGGAGGAGCCGGCUUUCUCGGCUGUCACCUGGUCGAGCUACUACUCAACAACAACCACGAAGUUGUCGUUCUUGAUUCUUUAUGGACUGGAUCAUACAGUACCCUUGACAAAUUUAAAUCAGACAAGAGAUUGCGAUGUAUCCAGUCUGACGUGCGAGAUCCUCUACCAUGGAUAGAUGGUGUCGAGCAGAUCUACCACCUUGCAUGUCCUGCCAGUCCCGUGCAUUUCGAGACCCGUCCGAUAGAUAUCUUGCAAACUUGUUUCAAUGGAGCUUCUAAUGUUUUGGAUUAUGCAGUGAAGCACAACGCUCGGGUACUUCUAGCCAGUACUUCAGAGGUUUAUGGCGACUCACAAGUCCCGUGUCAAUCUGAAGACUACAGAGGCAAUGUCAACUGUUUUGGGCCUCGUUCCUGUUAUGAUGAAGGCAAGAGAGUUGCGGAAGCACUCGCAUACGCCUAUCAAGCUGAGCAUGGUCUCGAAGUCCGCAUUGCACGAAUUUUCAAUGCUUAUGGCCCGCAUAUGGAGCCUGAAGACGGCCGCGCCGUUCCCAAUUUCAUCAUGGCCGCUUUGAAGCGUGAGCCAAUAACCAUAUUCGGAGAUGGCCACGCAACCCGAUGCUUUCAAUUUGCGGAGGACUGCGUUAGGGGGUUAGAAGCAUUGAUGAAUAGCGACUACCACGGCCCGGUCAAUAUCGGCAGUGAUCUCGAGAUGGAAAUCAGCGAGAUUGCAGAUAUAAUAUCGCGCGUCGUUGCUAAUAAAACAGGGCAGAAGGAUCCUGUGCCAGUCAAUUUGCUACCGAAAAGAGAGGAUGAUCCCAUCAGGCGAAAGCCUGACACGAGUCUCGCUGAACGUGUUCUAGGGUGGAAACCGAGAGUCUCGUUGGAGGAUGGAGUGUCUGCGACUAUAGAUUGGUUUAUUCAGAGGGAGAAUGAGAAUGGUAUGGUUAGCAGACUUUGA
Messenger RNA from Fusarium sp. VM40, 975 nucleotides. The record is from the annotation of a GenBank genome assembly. NCBI's taxonomy places the organism in Eukaryota, Fungi, Ascomycota, Sordariomycetes, Hypocreales, Nectriaceae.